AUGAUGAAGUUUGUGUUGUUCGCUGCUGUGCUGGCGUGCUGUGCCUACAUGUGUGUGUCACAAGUCAGGGGGGGUAUCUACUGCGGCCGACAGCUCUCCGAGACGCUGGCGAACCUGUGCUGGGGCCCCGAGCUCAACAAGCGCAGCUGGUGGGUGCCGCCGGCGGGCGCGCUGGCUGGCAUGCGCGGCAAGCGCGGCCUGGUGGACGAGUGCUGCAGCAAGUCCUGCACUAUAGAUGAACUAAUGAUGUACUGUUAG
Messenger RNA from Spodoptera littoralis (African cotton leafworm), 258 nucleotides. Lineage: Eukaryota; Metazoa; Arthropoda; Insecta; Lepidoptera; Noctuidae. The record is from the annotation of a GenBank genome assembly.